Bufo bufo (common toad) is the source of this 462-nucleotide messenger RNA. RefSeq names its product transcription factor HES-5-like. The record is from RefSeq and is a predicted model, not a curated record. The transcript is spliced from 3 exons. Gene Ontology annotation, biological process: regulation of transcription by RNA polymerase II; regulation of neurogenesis; anterior/posterior pattern specification. NCBI's taxonomy places the organism in Eukaryota, Metazoa, Chordata, Amphibia, Anura, Bufonidae. Bases 1 to 462 code for a protein of 153 amino acids. Gene Ontology annotation, cellular component: nucleus. Gene Ontology annotation, molecular function: DNA-binding transcription factor activity, RNA polymerase II-specific; protein dimerization activity; RNA polymerase II cis-regulatory region sequence-specific DNA binding.
AUGGCUCCUAAUAAUAAGAUGGAAGACUCUGAGAGUAACUUGGGCAAAGACAUGCGCAAGCUGAGGAAACCGGUGAUCGAGAAGAUGAGGAGAGACCGGAUUAACAGCAGCAUUGAGCAGCUGCGCAUCUUACUGGAGAAGGAGUUCCAGAGACAUCAGCUCCCCUCCAAACCUGAGAAAGCCGAUAUCCUGGAGAUGACGGUCACUUUCCUGAGACAACAGCUCCACCAUGCAACCAAAGAGGUGGCACCAUACAAACAAGCCUCCUCUCCGUCUAUGAAGGAUGCAGAAUUUGUGACCCAAGGCAGACAACUAGCAGCACAGAUCGGCUUCUGGAUGGACCCCCAGAAAUGCAGAUCUGCAAAUGAAAGCGUAUGCCAUUCCCUGAGGUCUUUCAACCAAGGAAUCAACAAGCAAGGUGUCCAGGACUACAGCCCUGCUGACCUAUGGAGACCCUGGUGA